AUGACUUACACUCAAUUGCUACCGUAUCUGAUUCAGAAUGGGACUGUCGUGCCAAGGGCAUUACCUCCAAUGCCGAAGUUGCAUAAGCCUUGGUAUGAUGAGAAUGCUAGAUGUGCCUUUCAUGCUAAUUCAGAGGGUCAUACAACAGAGAAUUGCAAGGUGUUCAAGCUUCGGGUCCAAGAAUUGAUAGAUCAGAAAAUAUUGUCUUUUGCUGAUGUUCCAAAUGUGGGGAACAAUCCUUUACCUAAACAUGAUAGUUCAGGUGUCAGUGCUAUAGAAAGUUCAACUGAUGAUGGAUUGAUAAAGGAUGUGUUCAAGUUGAAGACUCUUUUAACAGUGGUCCAUGCUAGAUUGAUGGAAGCAGAAUUGAUGAAUGGAGUACAUGAUAAUUGUGUGGUAUGUUCGUCCAACCCCGAUCAGUGUGGUGAAUUCAAAAUUUAUCUUCAACGUUUGAUGGAUCAACGGGUUAUUCAGUUCACUAGAGCAAAGAUUGAUGAGGACGUUGCUGUGGUUGUGCCUGUGUUUGAUCAGGAGAGGCUUCCCAAGCCUUUUGUGGUCCCUUAUCAGAGAAAUGUUGACCUAGAGCCAGUGGAGAAGAUUGAGCCCAUGGUUAUCCAUGUUCCCGCUCCAUUCUCAUUUGACAGUACCAAAGCCGUACCUUGGAACUAUGAGCCUGUAGUUUAUGUGGGUAACAAACCAGUAAUCUUGAAAGAGCCAGAUGUGACUAACAUCGCUGGAGCUAGUGGUGUGACUCGAAGUGGAAGGGUUUUCGCUCCUGAAGUGACCCCAAACAAAGAAAGUGUACCAACAGUUGAACCAACGAAAGGGAAAGAGGUGAAUCCUCCAGAAGUAGGAGAAGGCUCAUCUAAGAAAGCAGUGACUACUGAAGAGGAUAGAGAAUUCUUGAAGAUCAUCAAGAAGAAAGAUAUCAGUGUUAUUCAGUUUGAUAAUGUGGUUGCUAAUCUCAAUGCUAGUAGUUGUUUGAUGUUCACUGAUGAUGAUUUACCCCCUAAUGGGCGAGAACAUAAUAUGGCGCUUCAUAUCUCCAUUCAGUGUACAGAUGUUACUUUGGCUCGAGUACUGGUGGAUACAGGUUCAUCCUUGAACGUGUUACCUAAGACUACCCUGGCACAAUUGAAUAUUGAAGGGGUGUAG
This is a messenger RNA of Lathyrus oleraceus (garden pea), 1155 nucleotides long. RefSeq lists its product as uncharacterized. The transcript is spliced from 2 exons. Gene Ontology annotation, molecular function: aspartic-type endopeptidase activity. NCBI's taxonomy places the organism in Eukaryota, Viridiplantae, Streptophyta, Magnoliopsida, Fabales, Fabaceae. The record is from RefSeq and is a predicted model, not a curated record. Gene Ontology annotation, biological process: proteolysis. Bases 1 to 1155 code for a protein of 384 amino acids.